Molecule: messenger RNA, 2176 nt
Organism: Thalassophryne amazonica
Lineage: Eukaryota; Metazoa; Chordata; Actinopteri; Batrachoidiformes; Batrachoididae
Exons: 11
Coding region: 200-1642 (480 amino acids)
Biological process (GO): positive regulation of ERK1 and ERK2 cascade; interleukin-15-mediated signaling pathway; T cell activation
Cellular component (GO): external side of plasma membrane; membrane raft
Molecular function (GO): protein tyrosine kinase binding; MHC class II protein binding
Source: RefSeq, a predicted model, not a curated record
GUGCACACAAGCCACCAAAUGUCAGAGCAGAACUGAUCGCUGCACUGAGCACAUCACAGCACGCACCAAUCACCUGUGAGGGAGGAGACACAACACUAAAAAAAGAGGGUUUUGUUUGAUCAGGGUUCUUCAUUUCAACACAACUCCAGAUCACUGCAGAAGAUCAGUCACCAGUCAUCAGUACUUAGAUGUCACCAAGAUGAAUAAGUUAUUUCAGACCCCCAACAUCAUCAUCAUCGCUGCUGUGCUCCUCUCAGUAACAGAAGCUGCUGAUGAGGUGAUAUAUGCUCAGGUGGGGGGGACGGCUACUUUCUUUAAGACAACAGCAGGGGCUGACAGGAGCAGCACUUAUGUGUACUGGUACCACACAGACUUAAACACGCUGCUGAUCUACUACAAUACAUUUGUCAUGACAGUAAAUCAAGACAAAUGGCGCAGCAGGGUGUCCUUGUCUGACUACUCACUGACCAUCAAAGCCAUUGAAGAGACAGACUUUGGAAUAUUCAUUUGUAAACUGAUGAAGUUUGGGAAAGAUUUCUCCAUCACCACAUACAGACUAUCCCAAAUUACCGUGAGUGUGACUCCAGGUCCUGUCCUGCUGCUGGGGGAAUCUGUGUCUUUGUCCUGCAACACAGACGCUCCUCCUGAAUUUAAGGCUCCUGAAAUACACUGGGUGAAUCCUCGAGGAGAAGUAAAAAACAAACAAGUGACUGUGACAGCCACAGGUGGGGACAGUGGGGUGUGGACCUGUGUUGUGAAAGGUGGUAGUCAAACCAGCGCCAAAACUUCUGUUACGGUUAUAGACCUCUCCCCACAUCCUUCAGGCCAUCAGUAUACAUCGCAGUCAUCAUCCUUCAGCAUUCCAUGUUCUAUUCCUGCUUACAUCUCCUGGGAACAGCUUAAAGCCAGAGACCUCCAAGGAGGACGCUGGCUCUUCCUCCCAGAACCCGCAGGAAGAGCCAGCGUCCUCACAGGAACAAAGAGCCUUUCUAAUGGUGCAGAGAUCCUCUUCUCUUUCUCCCUGAAGGAUCUCACCUGGACUCCAGAGCAAAACCGAGGGCUACGUACAUCAGACCUCAAGAAAGGAAAUCUGACUUUGACUAAAUGGAAAGCAACAGAAGCUGACAAAGGAGAGUACGUGUGCAGCCUGGACUUUGAAAAUGGUCUGUCCAUUAACAGGACCAUACAGCUCGAGAUGCUCCAAAUCGUCUCCUCUGCAGGCACAGAGAUCACAGAAGGUCAGCCAGUUAAUCUGACUUGCAGCCUCAGCCACACCCUGCCUCCUCAACUGCACGUUAAAUGGUUCCCACCGGCGACGUCGUCCCCAUCGGCUCUGGCAUCUGCUCCUCACCCCGACCGUCUCACGAUCCCGGAAGUGAGUAGAGGAGAAAGCGGGAAGUGGAGGUGUGAGCUGUGGCAGAGCAGUGCACAGUUGACAUCAGCCGUGACAACUCUGAGAAUCAAACCCAGGCACAGUGUGUGGCUCCUGGUGACCAUCUGCGGUGUCACGGUUAUCGUCAUUCUUCUCCUCAUCCUCGCUGUCAUCCUUAUCUGCCGACACAGACAGCAGAAGAUGAAACACCCCAGGCGUCGACUCUGCCAAUGCAAACACCCAAAGCCAAAAGGAUUCUACAGAACAUAGCAUCUCCCAGAACCAAGAAAGACAUUUUCAGUAGCACACCACAGCAAGCUUGGAUAGAUUUUCCCCUCUUUUGUAUUUGCUGCUUUGAAAUCAGAGCUGGAAGUUUAAAACUGAGUUCAAUCAUGUUGGAAUGUUGAUAAGCCUGGUAUAGCAAAAUGUAGUUUACACUUGUACAGAACAAGUGGGACACUUUGUAUUUGAAAUGUAUCAUUAAAUCUCUCUCUUAGGAUUUCACAUUCAAUUGAUAUGAAACUGAUUUUCCAUUUAAUUAGCCUUUAUUGUUACCAUAUGAUCAUUACUGUUUAAUGGUUAUGAUGUGCUAUAUCAAAUGUUUUACAAUAAUCUUUUUGUAGAUAUUCUGUACCUUUCGCUAUGAUGAUCAGUAUUGUCUUGGUUAUUUGUUUCUAUAAAUACUUACAAAUAUAUUGCUUGUAAAAUGCACAAAUGUCAGUAUAUAGUACAUUGAUGAUGAUCAGAGUUAAUUAAUAUCAAGUUGUUAAUAUCAGGUUGUUUUUGUAAAAAUAAAACAAGUAA